AUGUCUGUCAAUAAUCUGGCUCAGCUUCCUGACGAUGCAUUGUUGGAGGACACAAAUGAAGAAGUCUGCCAGCUACUGCAUGAUCGUUUUAAGCAAGACAAACCUUACACCCUUCUUGGAAACCACAGACUCAUUGUCGUCAACCCUUACAAACCUCUCGAUCUACUCAACGAUGUUACUCUCCAAGCAUACGCUAACCAUGGCUACAAGGAUCUUUUAGCAGCCACUGAUGGGUUUGCAGCCCCAGAACCUCAUGUUUAUGAACUCGCCACACGUGUAUAUUUUAUAAUGCGUCGAAGAGGAAAAGACCAGGGAAUUGUAUUAAGUGGUGUUUCUGGCUCUGGAAAAUCAACAACUCAUCGACACAUCCUCAACGAACUCUUAUUACUCUCUACUCACACACGACGCGAAGACAAAGUACGACAGCAGAUCGUGAGUGUCAAUACAAUCGUGGAUGCUUUUACCACCGCAGCCACAACAGACACCACCACAGCCUCCCGAAUUGGAAAAUUUCAGUCACUUCAAUUCAAUGAGCGUGGUAGGAUCGUCGGCUCGCAUCUGGCUGUCUAUUUACUCGACAAGUUCCGGGUCACCCGCGCACAGACCGCCGCUAACUACCAUGUAUUUCAUCAGCUGUUGGCUGGCACAAGC
Molecule: messenger RNA, 651 nt
Organism: Phycomyces blakesleeanus NRRL 1555(-)
Lineage: Eukaryota; Fungi; Mucoromycota; Mucoromycetes; Mucorales; Phycomycetaceae
Exons: 2
Biological process (GO): actin filament organization; vesicle transport along actin filament
Cellular component (GO): actin cytoskeleton; myosin complex; cytoplasm
Molecular function (GO): ATP binding; microfilament motor activity; actin filament binding
Source: RefSeq, a predicted model, not a curated record